Neodiprion fabricii is the source of this 2297-nucleotide messenger RNA. RefSeq names its product thioredoxin reductase 1, mitochondrial (gene Trxr1). Gene Ontology annotation, biological process: glutathione metabolic process; cellular response to oxidative stress; cell redox homeostasis. The record is from RefSeq and is a predicted model, not a curated record. Gene Ontology annotation, cellular component: mitochondrion; cytosol. Gene Ontology annotation, molecular function: thioredoxin-disulfide reductase (NADPH) activity; glutathione-disulfide reductase (NADPH) activity; flavin adenine dinucleotide binding. The coding region runs from base 155 to 1750 and encodes 531 amino acids. The transcript is spliced from 8 exons. Lineage: Eukaryota; Metazoa; Arthropoda; Insecta; Hymenoptera; Diprionidae.
AAUUAUACCGUGUUUCCUUUUCAUUGUGACGUCAUCGAAUUUUUAACUUAACGCCGGUCAUUGUUUGUUGCGUAUGGCUGCAUGUACAUACAUAAUAUAUACAUACGUAUGUAAUCUGGAAGCAUAGUGCCACCGCAUUGCAAUCACUGUCAUCAUGGCAACGUUAAUGUUCUCCCUAACGUUCCUGCCGCUUCGACACGCCAGGUCGAAACUAUUAGCUUUCCCUAAGUCACGAAUCAACUGUUUCUUGAUCGGUAAAAAAUCGAUCGCUUGCUACUCCAAUCAAGCCUCAACAUAUGAUUUAAUCGUUAUCGGCGGAGGUUCAGGUGGCUUAGCCGCUGCCAAGGAAGCUGUUCAACUUGGAGCUAACGUUGUAGUGUUGGACUAUGUCACCCCUUCACCCCAGGGUACCAAAUGGGGUCUUGGUGGAACAUGCGUUAAUGUUGGUUGUAUUCCGAAAAAAUUGAUGCAUCAGGCAGCUUUACUUGGUGAAGCAAUUCAUGAAUCUGUUGCUUAUGGAUGGCAAGUACCGAAUUCAAGAGCUAUACGACACGACUGGCAAACCUUGAAGACUGCUGUGCAAAAUCAUAUCAAGUCAGUCAAUUGGGUUACUCGUGUUGAACUAAGAAACAGAAAAGUUGAAUAUUUAAAUGCUCAGGGUUAUUUCAAAGAUGCCACCACAGUUGUCGGAGUUAUGAAAAAUGGAGAAGAAAAGGUUGUAUCUGCCAAGUAUAUCUUGAUCGCCGUCGGUGGUAGGCCGAAAUACCCAGAUGUACCUGGAGCUAAGGAAUACGGUAUUACCAGCGAUGAUAUUUUCAGUUUAAGUCAGGCACCUGGCAAAACCUUAAUCGUUGGUGCUGGAUAUAUUGGGUUAGAGUGUGCAGGAUUUUUGAAUGGACUUGGUUAUGAUACAACAGUCAUGGUGCGUUCUGUUGUACUGAGAGGAUUUGACAAACAGAUGGCAAAUAUGGUAGCAGACGAAAUGCAAGAUCGUGGUGUUCGCUUCAUUUAUAAGGCUAAGCUCAAGGCUAUCGAAAAACAGGAUGACGGACGUCUGCUUGUCCAUUGGGUGGAUCGUGAUGGAGGUUUAUAUCACGAUGCUUAUGACACUGUACUUUUUGCUAUCGGACGCCGAUCACUGACCGAAGAACUGAAACCUGAGAAUGCCGGUCUCGAACUUGUCCCGGAUACUGGAAAAAUUAAAACUGUCAACGAGCAGACCAACAUCUCCAACAUUUAUGCUGUCGGCGAUGUACUCCACGAAAAGCCAGAACUUACCCCAGUCGCGAUUCAUGCUGGCCGACUCUUGGCUAAGAGGUUAUUCAGUUCCUGUGAUGAGAAGAUGGAGUACACAAACAUUGCAACUACCGUUUUUAGCCCCCUCGAAUACAGUUGUGUUGGACUAAGCGAAGAGGAAGCCAUCCACAUACAUGGGGAACACUUUGUAGACGUCUACCAUGCCUACUACAAGCCAACAGAAUUUUUUAUACCGCAGAAAAAUGUUAGUCAUUGUUACUUGAAAGUCGUCACUCUACGAACUAACAAGUCGGAAGUCCUUGGAAUGCACUUUAUUGGCCCUAAUGCUGGCGAAGUUAUUCAAGGCUUUGCUGCAGCUAUGAAAUGCAAUUUGACUUACCCAUUACUCAAGUCCACUGUCGGGAUUCACCCAACAACAGCUGAGGAAUUCACAAGAAUAAGUAUCACAAAGCGAUCUGGGAUGGAUCCGACACCACAGAGUUGCUGCAGUUAGAGCAACAUUAGCAAAGAUAAUUGAACUUCUGAUGACUGUUUCCUGUAGGCUCAGCAUCAUCUAAUAUUGGCAUUUGUUAUUCUGCCAUGCUGCGAUAAGGAAAAUAGUUAUUAGCAAGAUCACAAUUGACACUUUUUUCUAUCACUCAUUUAGAUAUUACCUUGCAUAAUGAGUUGUAAGGCUGCAAGCAUGUUGUAUCUAUCAUACUCUGUAGCAUCGUAUAAGAUUGUAUGCACAAUGAAAGACAUUAACGCCAGUGCAUAAAUAAAUGAAACGUACUUUCCACAGCAAACUGCUGUUAUGCAAUACUGUGCAUAGCAGAAUGAUGUCAUUUUACGUCAUGAUUUAUUCAGGUAACUUUGUCAAAUUUCAAUAUCAAUGGAAUAGGUACAAGAUUCAGGUAUAGAGAGAGUUUUGGAUCAUAUUCUUUAAGAAUCGUUACAAUUUUUUUUAUUUUCAUUGUUUUACUUAUUAGAAACUGGUGUCUGGGACAAAAUAAAUUUUGAAUAAUUAUUACAGUGUGGCAUGUAAAAUAAACAAUAUUUAA